AUGAAGAAUAAAGAGCAUGGCCACCAGCAAGAGGAGGUGGAAAACCAAAAAGAGAUGAACCAACCCUACAUAGCUGGGUACACAAACAGACAGGGCCACCAGCAAGUGGAGAUGGAAAGCCAAAAAGAGAUGAACCAACCCUACAUAGCUGGGUACAGAAAUAGACAGGUAAAUUACAUAACUAAUUAUGGAACUAGAGAGGAUGUGAAAGACAAUUACAUAGCUCAGUAUGGUACUAAAAAGGCCUUGAAAGACACUAAGAUGGAGAAUAGAGAGCAUGGCCACCAGCAAGAGGAGGUGGAAAACCAAAAAGAGAUGAACCAACCCUACAUAGCUGGGUACACAAACAAACAGGGCCCCCAGCAAGAGGAGGUGGAAAACCAAAAAGAGAUGAACCAACCCUACAUAGCUGGGUACACAAACAGACAGGGCCACCAGCAAGAGGAGGUGGAAAACCAAAAGGAGAUGAACCAACCCUACAUAGCUGGGUACACAAACAAACAGGUAAAUUACAUAACUAGUUACGUAACUAAAGAGAAUGUGAAAGACAAUUACAUAGCUCAAUAUGGUACUAAAAAAGCCAUGAAAGACACUAAGAUGGAGAAUAAAGAGGCCACCAGCAAGAGGAGAUGGAAAGACAAUUACAUAGCUCAAUAUGGUACUAAAAAAGCCAUGAAAGACACUAAGAUGGAGAAUAAAGAGCAUGGCCACCAGCAAGAGGAGAUGGAAAACCAAAAAGAGAUGAACCAACCCUACAUAGCUGGGUACACAAACAGACAGGCAAGUUAUAAAACUAGUUAUGGAACUAGAGCAGAUGUGAAAGACAAUUACAUAGCUCAAUGUGGUACUAAAAAGGCCCUGAAAGACACUGAGAUGGAGAAUAGAGAGCAUGGCCACCAGCAAGAGGAGAUAGAAAGCCAAAAAGAGAUGAACCAACCCUACAUAGCUGGGUACACAAACAGACGGGCAAAUUACAUAACGAGAGAGGAUGUGAAAGACAAUUACAUAGCUCAGUAUGGUACUAAAAAAGCCUUGAAAGACACUGAGAUGGAGAAUAAAAAGCAUUGUGGCCAACAAGUGGUGGCAAACCAAGAAGAGAUGAAGCAACCCUACAUAGCUGGGUACAAAAACAGAGAAGCAAAUUACAAAACUGGUUAUGGAGGCAGAGGAGAUGAGAAAGACAGUUACAUAGCUGGUUACAUAAAUACCCAAGACGUGAAAGAGUUGGAUGACUCGCAUGAAAAUCAAAUGGCAGCAAAGCCAUCAUCAUCAUCAUCCCACAUGGACCACUCAAAAGCAUUCAAAUUUGGCUUUUUUACAUUCGAUGAUCUGUAUGUUGGGAGAACAAUGGCAGUCCACUUUCCCAUACAAGAAUUUCCCCAUUUCUUGCCUAGAGGAGAAGCUGAUUCCAUUCCUUUCUCAAUGCCCCAACUCCCAAACGUUCUCCAACUCUUCUCAAUCCCUGCAGAUUCUCCCAAUGCAAAAGCCAUGAAAGACACACUCAUGCAGUGUGAAUCUUUACCCAUCAAGGGGGAGAUCAAGCUCUGUGCUACCUCUUUAGAAUCCAUGCUUGAUUUUGUCAACAACAUCAUGGGCUCGGGGACCAACUUGAAUGUUCUAACAACAAAACAGUUCCCCACAAUGCCAGAGUUGACACAAAACUACAGUGUCUUGACUAUUUCAGAAGAAAUUCAUGCUCCUAAAUGGGUUGCCUGCCACCCAUUGCCUUACUCUUACAAAGUUUUCUACUGUCACUUCAUAGAAAAUAGCAAGAUUUUCAAGGUUUCUCUAGGAGGUGAAAACGGGCAGAAGGUGGAAGCUGUUGCUGUAUGCCACAUGGACACGUCUGAUUGGGACCCUGAUAACAUCCUGUUUAGACAACUUGGAAUCAAGCCCAGCUCGUCUUCUCCAAUAUGCCAUUUCCUCCCUGUAUAUCAUCUUGUCUGGGUUCCAUCGCCACCAACAGCCUCUAUCUGA
Molecule: messenger RNA, 1977 nt
Organism: Corylus avellana
Lineage: Eukaryota; Viridiplantae; Streptophyta; Magnoliopsida; Fagales; Betulaceae
Source: RefSeq, a predicted model, not a curated record